CUGGCAACGGACAUUCGCCCGUCAAUGCGCGAGGCCAACGGUAGAGAGUGAACAGUUGUCGGUUUGUGUCUUGCAGUGUAUAUCGUGGUGGAAUAUAGUAACAAAUCAUGUAUGAAGAUGACAGAUCAUCGGAAGGCCCAAGGGGUACCUUUGAAAUAUAUAAAGCAGAGGCUGAUUCACUAUUCAAACAGGGAGAAUACAGAAAGUCCAUCGAAAGUUAUACGACGGCAUUGGAGCUUCAGAGAGGAGACAAGAGCUGCCUAGUUGCACGAUCCAAGUGCCACCUACAGCUGGGUGAUACCAAAAAUGCCCUUGUUGAUGCCGAGGCUUCUCUUGAGGAGGAUAAGACUUUUCACAAGGGAGUUUACCAGAAAGCUGAAGCACUGUACUACAAGGGGGACUUUGAGAUGGCGCUGGUGUUCUACCACCGCGGUCACAAGCUCCGACCAGAGCUACAGGAGUUCCGACUCGGAAUACAGAAAGCUCAGGAGGCCAUUGACAACUCAGUUGGAACUCCAGAGAAAGUAAAGCUGAACACCUCUGGAGACCUGUCAUUCUUUCAGGAUCAGGACGACAAGCAGAAGAGAAAGCGACAAACAUACGGAAGCUUUGCUCGCCAAAACGCCCAGCAACAGAGUAAGCAGAAGCGUGACACGACGCGCUCCCAGGCCAGCGAGAGGACCAUCAAACAGAUGCUGGGGGAGCUGUACGGGGACAGGAAGUACCUGGAACUUCUCCUCAAGGAGACAGAUGCCACAACAAGCACAGGGAAGACGAUCUCGGACUUGGUGGAGGAAGGUCUGUCAUACCUCGACACUCGCACAGACUUUUGGAGGCAGCAGAAACCCAUGUACACCCGGCUGUAUGAGCGUCGGGAACAGCGCCGGCGCCGAAAUUCAGGAAACAAGGGCCAGUCUCCUCAGGAUUACGUCAUGAGUGAAUUGGAGAGGAUAGAUGAAGCACAACUCAAUGGGAAGACGUCGGAGAGUCUGAAGCGGGCAGAGAAGUGCCUGGCAACAGUACAGAACUAUGGUGAUGACGCCAUCCCCAACAAGCUGGAGGUGACAGCCAACCUGCACAGCUACAUUGGUAAUGCCCACCUGGACAUGGGCAACUACGAGAAGGCACUGCACCAUCACGGCAUUGACCUUGACAUCGGAGAAAAGAAUAAGCUGACUGACGCUGUGUCCCGAGGCCUGGACAACCUUGGGAGGGUGCACGCCCGGAGUGGCAGCUUCGAGAAGGCAAUACAGGUGUGGGAGCGCAAGUUGCCGCUGACCAAGUCAUCCCUGGAGAACACCUGGCUGUACCACGAAAUUGGGCGCUGCCACUUGGAGUUGAGGGAGUACGCUGAUGCCAAGAAUUACGGGGAGAAGUCCCUUGCGGCAUCGGAGGAUGCUCAGGACAUGGUGUGGCAGCUGCAGGCAACGGUACUCAUAGCUCAGGCACAAGUUAAGCUGUCAGACCUCCAGGGGGCGCUGGUCAGCUUUGAGAAGGCGAUGGACCUCGCCAUGGUGCAGGAUGACCGGUCAGCAGAGGUGGCUAUCAAGAAGGCCAUUGAUGAAGUCAACAACAAGAUUGUCCAGUCACUCAAAGCAGAGAAGGAAGGUGGGGCUAGUCAGGAGAAGACGGGUGAGGAGACAGGGGAGGAGCAGGAUGACAACCAGGAUGACAACAUGGAUGACAACAAGGCAGCUGAAGAAGGAGGAACUGCCUAGAGUGUGACGACACCACAAGCCAACAGCUGUCUCUAAUCACAAGUUUCAACUCAGACAGAUCUUUAUGCUCAUGUCAGACUCUUGUUGUCAUGGAGUUACCUUCAUGACAUGAUGUACUGCCAGACGUUGCUUGAUUACUUACCCUGAGAGAUGUUAUGUCAUGCAGGUCAUAGAUGAAGGCUUUUGGCAUUCAGUAUUGACGUUGCGUUAACUGGUUAUUUCAUGCCAGUUGUAUGUUGUGUAUUUGUUGGGUACAUAACUUCGUUGCUACAAAUGUGUCAAAAAGUCAAAUUUUAUGUGUUCAAAUUAUGUUUACACUCGUUGAAAGUGUUCAGAAUGAAGCUGACUGUGAUAUGCAAUAAAGUAUUUACAACAUGAA
Molecule: messenger RNA, 2097 nt
Organism: Haliotis rufescens (red abalone)
Lineage: Eukaryota; Metazoa; Mollusca; Gastropoda; Lepetellida; Haliotidae
Product: outer dynein arm-docking complex subunit 4-like
Exons: 12
Coding region: 108-1718 (536 amino acids)
Cellular component (GO): cytoplasm
Molecular function (GO): protein binding
Source: RefSeq, a predicted model, not a curated record